AUGGCUGUCAAGGAGCUUGUCGAAAACAGCUUGGAUGCUGGAGCUACCACCAUAGACGUCAAGUUCAAGGAUCAAGGACUGGAAGCCAUUGAGGUGUCAGACAAUGGGAGUGGUGUACACGAAUCGAACUAUGCAUCGUUGGCUCUCAAACAUCAUACAUCCAAGCUGCAGAACUUUGAGGAUCUCGCAAGCGUGAGCACCUUUGGUUUUCGUGGUGAAGCGUUGAGCUCAUUGACAGCACUCGGUGAAUUGGUUGUUACAACGGCUACAAAGGAUCAAGCGCCUCGAGGAACAAGGCUUGAAUAUGAUUCCAAUGGCAAGCUCGUAUCUCGUAGUGCGGUGGCCAGAUCAAUGGGCACCACAAUACAAAUCAACAAUCUUUUUCAUUCGUUGCCUGUACGUCAACAGGAAUUCAAGCGUAAUAUCAAGAGGGAAUACGCCAAAGCAUUGUCAUUGUUGCAAGCCUAUGCAUUGAUAUCUCAAAACACGCGAUUGACAGUAACGAAUCAAGGAUCACGAGGUCAAGGCACCAAAGCACUCGCAACCAGUGGCAACAAGACGAUCCGAGAGAAUAUUGUCAAUGUCUUUGGUACCAAGAUGGUGUCACAAGUGGUUCCUUUUUUUGUGGAGUUUACUGUGGAGGAUGAUCAGCCAGUCAAGAUCCAAGGAUUUAUUUCAAAACCUGUUCCGGGAGCCGGGAGAAAUACCGCUGAUCGACAGUACAUGUUUGUUAAUGGUCGACCUUGUCAUUUACCAAAGAUAGCCAAAGCUGUGAACGACGCUUACAAAUCCAUCGUGCCAUCCCAAAGCCCCUUUUUACUCGCUGACAUCAAGCUAUCUCCAUCCAUAUACGACGUCAAUGUUACACCUGACAAACGCAGUCUUUACUUGCAUGAUGAGCGCCGGAUCAUAGAUGAGCUUACGGAAGGGAUCACACAAGAGCUAAUGGCAACAUCGACAGUGGAAAUUCGUUCGCAGCAAGAGAUUACAAGCAGCAUCACUCGACGUGCAGGCUCCUUUUCGUCAUCACAAUCAAACACAGCCAUUCAAGAAAAGCGUAUCACAUCACCACUCGAGGAUACAAUAUCACGUCGUGUUGAAGAGACUGCUAUAUCACAAACAUCAUCGCCAUCAUCAUCAUCAUCACCAGCAAAUGAUACCAGGGCACCUGACAAUGAUCAGUCUUCAAAGAAUUCAUGGUUGGCCAGGUUGCAAGAUAUGGCUGCUAGGAACCAGAAACGGACCACGGGUUCGAGAACCAAGAAGCGUCAAUCCACCCUCCUUACACAUAUCACCACUGCCAAGCGACCGAGACUUGUUGAAGAUGAAGAAGGGGAUGAAGAAGAGGAAAUGGAUACGUCUGUACCUGGAUCCACACCCAAAUCGGCAUUGUCGGAGAGAUCAGCUAGGGAUGAUGAAUCAAUGGAAACGGAUGAAUUGGAUGAGGAUGAUGAGGAUGAUUCAGAGAUGGGACAACGUGAUGAGCAGUCAGCUAAUGGAGCCGAGGCGGAGGAUCAUCAUCUUACCAGCAAUAUCACUACUACACCCACUAAUGGUGCUUGGUGCACAGGUGAUCUCGAGCGAUCCAUACCCAUUCAUGAUGAAGACAAGUUUAUGGAACGUUUGAAGAAAAAGUUCAGCGACGUUGGCAUUUCAACAAGCAGCAAUGUGAGCGGAUAUGACAGCGGCGAUUCACAGCAAGUUUUUGUCAAAGCAGCCAAUCUUGAGAAUGAGGAUGAUACAGCAGCAGCCGAUGCCUUGAGUCGUGUCCUUCACAAGAGUGAUUUUGCCCGUAUGAAAGUGCUCGGCCAAUUCAAUGAUUCCUUUAUCUUGGUGAUGCUGGAUGGCUAUGACCUUUUUAUUGUUGAUCAGCAUGCAUCAGAUGAAAAGUACAACUUUGAAGAUCUUCAAGCAAACACACGCAUCGAAAGUCAACGCCUUGUUGUACCCCAUAUACCCGAUCUUACAGUCGCUGAAGAGAGCGUAGCCAUUGAAAACGCACAUAUUUUGAGGGCCAAUUGCUUUGAAUUCAGAGUGGAUGAAGAUGGUGCACCAGGAAAACGAAUUCAAGUGAUAUCCCAACCCAUGAGUGAUUCCAAAGUAUUCAGCUCUACAGACUUUAGUGAGCUUAUCCAUUCUUUGACUGAACACCCUGGUCGCAUGGUAAAAUGUCGUGGCUUACGGAACGUGUAUGCUUCACGAGCUUGCCGAAAAUCAAAAAUGUUUGGUGACCCUCUCAAGUAUAAGGAAAUGGUUCAGAUCAUUCAACACAUGGGGGAAUUGGAUCAUCCAUGGAAUUGUCCACAUGGUCGACCUACAUUACGGCAUUUACACCGUUUCAAGCGUCAUCGACAAGAUGCACCCCAACGACCCAUCACUUUUAAAGGAAGCCUAUUCACCCAUUCCCAGUAA
This is a messenger RNA of Lichtheimia ornata, 2412 nucleotides long. RefSeq lists its product as uncharacterized. Gene Ontology annotation, molecular function: ATP binding; ATP hydrolysis activity; mismatched DNA binding. The record is from RefSeq and is a predicted model, not a curated record. Gene Ontology annotation, biological process: mismatch repair. The transcript is spliced from 11 exons. Lineage: Eukaryota; Fungi; Mucoromycota; Mucoromycetes; Mucorales; Lichtheimiaceae. Bases 1 to 2412 code for a protein of 803 amino acids. Gene Ontology annotation, cellular component: MutLalpha complex.